GACUCUCAGAUAUGGUGGCUGCGUAUAACGCGUUUGCAGAGCCUGAGAGUGAAUACCAGGCGCAGGAGAUGAUCAUGGACCUCUACUGUGACCACGAGAGUGCAGUUCAGUGCUUCGUAGACGAGCUGUCCACGUGCAGCAACUCCUCGGGAGCAGAAGGCUUCAUCAUGAUGGCCUCCAAGCUGAAGUGCAUCUGUGACACGUGCCCUGGCGGCAAGACUGCGUGGGCCAAGCUUAUGUACAGCAUGGAGUCCAGUGACGAGGACAGCGGAUCUGGGAUGGUGGGCACGACCACUUUGGCAGAUGGCACUGGCACAACCGGGGCCGACGAUGGCAAUUUCGACAAAGAGUCACUGUGCCCCUUUUACACUUUCGUCCUCUGCGCCGACGAGUAUGCGACGGAUUGCGGCGCCAUUCUCGAGGAGAUGAACGUCAGUUUCUCAGGGGACGCGGUCGCCAUGCUCGAAUCGGAGUGCACGGGCGAUUACGCCCCUGGAGCGGACGACGACGACGACGACGACGACAACACGGGGGACGUUGUCGGAAGUUGUGGCCCGUUCGGCCUGGGAUGGAUCGCCGCGUCGCUGGCCCCAGUGAUGGCGGCGCUUGAGUGCGUGGCGGCCUGA
Molecule: messenger RNA, 626 nt
Organism: Prorocentrum cordatum
Lineage: Eukaryota; Dinophyceae; Prorocentrales; Prorocentraceae
Source: the annotation of a GenBank genome assembly